This is a messenger RNA of Dermacentor silvarum, 2385 nucleotides long. RefSeq lists its product as uncharacterized. The record is from RefSeq and is a predicted model, not a curated record. NCBI's taxonomy places the organism in Eukaryota, Metazoa, Arthropoda, Arachnida, Ixodida, Ixodidae. Bases 542 to 2020 code for a protein of 492 amino acids. The transcript has a single exon. Gene Ontology annotation, cellular component: ribonucleoprotein complex. Gene Ontology annotation, molecular function: single-stranded RNA binding. Gene Ontology annotation, biological process: retrotransposition.
AGUAUCACUGCAGUUAACAGUAUAGUUUGCAACUGAUCACAGUAAUUCACAUGGAUCACAGUAUAUCUGCGGUAUAAUAUACGUGUAUACUAAAUACGAGUGACUAAAAGUAGAGCAGCCAUUUCCAAAAAAAACUGUAUGGUGGCCUUCACACAAAAAAAAUUAUAGUACAAUAACAGAGGUAACACCAUGUAUAUAUCUGCUCUUUAUCAUCCGUGCAUGUUUCACCUGAGUACACAAUAAGAUUUGUUCAACAGUAAUAUCACACAACUCGAUAAGGGUGUUUGUACAAAGACUUUAGCUGAUAUGUAAAAACAGCCAUACUGAAAUAAAACCGUUCCUUCGGAGACAUGCCGUCAACAGUGUUGACCAUGAGGUAAUUAGUUGCUAAUUAACAAAAAUAAAAUACAUUUUAAAUUUAGUUUGAGUGGACUCAUCGUAAUCGGGAAAUUGAAGCAAUAUCUCUGCGCAAGACAUAUAGACAUAUGGUGGGCUUGGUGGCUGUGCCACAACACACACCAGUAACCCACUUCUGUUCAUCAUGCAGGUUUUCCUUUCUGCUGUCACACGCGUGCUGCUGCCUGCGAUAGUGAUGUCAGCGAACGUCGUGAAGGAACCGCCAGAUCUGCGCACCGGGAUUGACGUGACUAGUUGGCGCAUAGGUGUCGACAGUCAUUCCGCCUGUCCAACCGCGCCACCACCUCAAAACUGGAUGCUCGAACAAGUAUCGAGAGCCCUGCUCUCAUCGACAACCAUCGCAGAGCCACCUAUAAAGGAACCACGGCCAUCGCCCGCGUUUUGUGGGCUUGGUGGCUGUGCCACAACACACACCAGUAACCCACUUCUGUUCAUCAUGCAGGUUUUCCUUUCUGCUGUCACACGCGUGCUGCUGCCUGCGAUAGUGAUGUCAGCGAACGUCGUGAAGGAACCGCCAGAUCUGCGCACCGGGAUUGACGUGACUAGUUGGCGCAUAGGUGUCGACAGUCAUUCCGCCUGUCCAACCGCGCCACCACCUCAAAACUGGAUGCUCGACCAAGUAUCGAGAGCCCUGCUGUCAUCGACAACCAUCGCAGAGCCAGCUAUAAAGGAACCACGGCCAUCGCCCGCGUUUUGUGGGCUUGGUGGCUGUGCCACAACACACACCAGUAACCCACUUCUGUUAAUCAUGCAGGUUAGUGAACCAGACUGCUUCUAUACUAAGAGAACUAGCAAUUACUUCUUGGUGCAGCUUCCGAGCCCGCAAUGCUGCUUUGAUAUUGCUUGUGAGUGUCUUAGUGUAAUUAGAUCUAUUUUGUUACAGUCGGGGGAUAUUGAAACGAACCCUGGUCCUGAUACUGAUGCUGUGCUUGCCGUACUGAAAAAACUGUCCGCUGGCCAAACCACAAUAAUAGCCGACAUGCAGGGCCUUAAAAGCCAAUGCACGGCUACAAGUGCUGCACUCGCCAACUUAAGCAAGAGGUUAGCGGAUCUAGAGGGCCAUUACCAGAAACUACUACCAAUGCAAAUCGAGAUACAGACUAUACGGGCGGAUACCGAGCAAACAGCAAGACUUGUUCACGCUCUGAAUGCCCGCGUUGACGAUGCAGAGAAUCGCUCAAGGCGAAACAAUCUUGUGCUUUACGGCCUUCCUGACACAGCAGCAUCAGAAACGUCGGCCGCGUCUGAAGAAAAAAAAUUUUUACGUCUAUGCUCAGACCACCUGAACGUGCCACUUGAACCUCAAGAUAUAGAGCGAGCGCAUCGUGUUGGUCGCUAUUCUGCUAAUCGCCCGCGUCCACUAAUUGUUAGGUUUAAUCAUUAUAAGAAAAAAGAAAUGGUGCUCUCAAAUGGGCGCAAACUUAAGGGCACUGACCUCAGCAUGGGUGAAGAUUUCUCCCCAGCGGUUAGGAACGCCCGCAAGCAACUUGUUUCCUUUGCGAAAGCCAAAUCUGUGCCAUUUUCUUUGCGCUUUAAAACUCUUCUAAUUGGUUCUAAGCGCUACGUGUUCGAUGACGCAUCGCAAACAGUGAAAGAAAUAUAGCAGUCAUCACAUCAUCAAAAAACAAGCCACCCCCCUCGAACGAAACCUAUAUCGCAUGUUUCCCUUUCAAUAAUUUAUACUAACAUACGAAGCUUCAUUCCAAAACGAGAACACGUGUCCAACCUCGUGCUGUCGUCCAACAGCAACGUUCUUGUACUCACGGAAACAUGGCUUUGCAACGACGUCUAUGACUCGGAAGUGUUGGCUGAUUUGCCAAACUUCAGCGUAUUUCGAAAAGAUCGAGCCGGGACUAGAGGAGGAGGUGUGCUUAUUGCCGUUAGUCAACAGUUGUCGUGCUCUGCUAUAAACAUCACAUCAGAAUUGGAAAUACUGUUUAUUCUAUGCCAUGCCGCCCCCCAGUCUGU